AUGCCGGACAGCGAAGUAAGCGAACAAAUUGAAUUAACGGUUUAUUUAACGAAAAAUAAUUCAAUCUGGUUUUUUUUAUUUGCAGAUCUAUGAAGAAUAUAAAGAUGAGAAUACCAUCACUACGAAAGAUUUGAAAUGGUAAAAUUGUUUUUUUUUUUGAAUGGAAAAAAAACUCAUGCCGUGUUCAAAGUAAUUUCCGCGAAAUGCAAAAUGAUCUCUGACUCUCCAAAAUUUAGUGAUCUUUUCCUUUCUCUAACGGGUGUUUUGCAUUUCGCGGAAAUUACUUUGAACACGGCAUCACUUCCUCUUCACAUUAAUGCACAAACACCCCAAUAAUGUGGACUAUAUUUUUCUUCAAAAAAUUUUUUUUCGUUAAUUUGAUUCAUUUCACCAUAAACGUCAAAAAUAAAGAAAAAAAAAAUUUUUUUCGAAUUUCAAUUUUUUGAGAGGGAGCGAUAUGGCAGCUAGACAUUGACGAGAUCGCAGCAAGAAGCCUUGGCUAUACCGCCUGCGGCCCGCUGCGAUAUAGGCAAUUAUGUUUGGUGAACAAAAUCAAUCAAUGGUUUUGGUAGGAAUAGCGAAAAAAGAUAUUUUCGUCUUUGACGUUUGUACUGAGCUAUAGUGAUAAGAUAUAUUGCAUUUCACGGCGUUCCCAAACGGGGUGGCAAGACGUCAAAAAAAUUUUGGCGCGAAAUUUGAAAUCUACAGUACUUCAGCCGAAGGCGAUCGAACAAACAAGUUAUUAACGUUGAAUAUUCAGUGUAAUUGUGACGUAAUUUUAUCCGUAGCGCGCACUAAAUUUUUUCUGUAAAUUCAGAAACUUUGACGCCUCGCUCACCUUCCCUCACCCCCAUUAGGAAUGCCGUGAUUUGAACCCAACCAGGAUCUUUCAAAUUCAAACGCCACAUAAUAGACUUGAGAAGAUAUGUCACACAAUCAAAUUCAAGGUUGGUGAAGGUUCGUGGCUAUGAAGACAACGUGGUGGCAGUAGUUGCGUGCGAUCCUGGAACGCCUUCGACCAUGUGGCAGGUCGAAGCCGAAGUUCGAUUUUGGCUCAAGAAAGACGAAAUUUUAACGCCUGUGAUCACGGUACUGUUUUUGAUAAGAAAUUAAGAAAAUGGAUAAGAAAGAAUAAUAACAAAAGAAAGUAUUGGCUAUAAAUUUUUUUCAAAAUGGUUCUUUGGGCAUAACUUAUCUGAAAGUGUCAACAUGGAUGAAGCAAAAAGUGAGAGAAAGCAGUGUCAAAUGAUUUUUGGAGAUGUUUUAAAACUUUUGGAAAGUGGAAAUCCCAAACAGAAUCGACCCCACGUAUAUUCCAUGUAAAUGAAAGGCAUCAAAGUACAAUGUGCGCUUUUAAUAUUCAACUGGGAGAGGGAUUUUUUGAUUUUUCCGUGAGUAAAAGACUUAUUUAACACGGAAAGGUUCCAGGAGGAGUUACGAAGUUUCAUAGAAAAUAUGAUUUUCGCAAUCUCAAGAGAAAAUUUUUAGAUUUUUGAAUUUUUGGUUUUUUGCUCACAUCUCUAUUCUAUGUUGAGCAGGAAGGUUUUACGCAUGGGAUUCAGUUUUUGCACAGUUAUUUGAAAUCUGUGUGAAGUUUCAAGACUACUGAACAACUUUUAUGGCCAGUACAGUUUUUUUUUAUACACUGCGUUCAAUAAGGAUAGGACCCCCCUCGAUUUUGGACUUUCUGGCAAAAUACGGAAAGAUAUCAAAAAUCUGUGAGUGCCAUUCGAUUCAGAGUACAAAAUAACCCCCAGAGCCAAACUUUCAUUAUCCUAGCACUUUUCCUACGAAAAUGCCAUCGAAAAAACGGUUUUUUGACCGUUCAAUAAGGAUAGGACCACCUGGAAAUUUUGACUUUCAUUGGUAGUUUUUGGUCAAUUUCUCUUUUUGAUGAGCGGUUUUUUUGUUUUUAUAUUAUUUGUUUCCAAGUUUUCUACGGUUUUCCUUUCGUAUCUUCCAGGUUUAAAAAAUAUUUUAUAUCGAAAAUAGGGAUGACGUUUUUUGAGCUUGCAUCAAGAUAUUUGAGCGAGUGAUUUUUUCCAGUACUUUGAAUGAACUUAUCUUAUUAAUAGAGACAUUUUAACAUUCAAAAAAACAAAAAGAAGUUUGUGAAACAUUAGUUUAAAAGUUAGAAUACCAGUUACAAGAUGGUGUAUCAUGACCGAAUUUCAGACUGUCGUCGUUUUCGCCCGUUUUUCUUUCUGUACGUAGUCGGAAUGGCGGUGUACUUUUUUUUUGAGAACUCGCGAAGGUGCUAUGAACAUAAUUCAUCAACAAGAUAAUCUAAAAAAAUUUCAUUUACUACGUACAAUGCCGAGAAAAUGUGCGGAGAAAUUGUUACUCGCGCUCAUCGAAGGUAUUGUUUCAAAUAGAGCGUUUGGCGGGUUUUUAGUUUGUCAACUAAAUAAAACAAAAAUAAAAACGUGCAAUAAAACAAUUUUCAUUAGAAUUAAAACUUUUUAUAUGAUUUAUUUACAUGUACCGCAAAAAGUUCGAGUAGCAGUCGGAAGGGUGUUUAUCCCUUCGAUUUCCGAAGAUCGAUAUUUUUUAUCCAAUCCAACUAAAUGUCUUUUUGUGAUGGGAGCACCUUCACAAAUCCUUUAAAAAAAGUACACCGCCAUUCCGACUACGUACAGAAAGAAAAACGGUCGAAAACGACGAUAGUCUGAAAUUCGGUCAUGAUACACCAUCUUGUAACUGGUUUUCUAACUUUUAAACUAAUGUUUCACAAACUUCUUUUUGUUUUUUUGAAUGUUUAAAAUGUCUCUAUUAAUAAGAUAAGUUCAUUCAAAGUACUGGAAAAAAUCACUCGCUGAAAUAUCUUGAUGCAAGCUCAAAAAACGUCAUUUUUCCCUAUUUUCGAUAUAAAAUAUUUUUUAAACCUGGAAGAUACGAAAGGAAAACCGUAGAAAACUUGGAAACAAAUAAUAUAUAAACAAAAAAACCACUCAUCAAAAAGAGAAAUUGACCAAAAACUACCAAUGAAAGUCAAAAUUUCCAGGUGGUCCUAUCCUUAUUGAACGGUCAAAAAACCGUUUUUUCGAUGGCAUUUUCGUAGGAAAAGUUCUACGAUAAUGAAAGUUUGGCUCUGGGGGUUAUUUUGUACUCUGAAUCGAAUGGCACUCACAGAUUUUUGAUAUCUUUCCGUAUUUUGCCAGUAAGUCCAAAAUCGAGGGGGGUCCUAUCCUUAUUGAACGCAGUGUAUAUAGUAGAGUUAGGCCCGAUGAGCAAAUGCCUUAUCACUCAUUUUCGCAGGAACGAUCGAUUUUCAAUUCGAGCAAGAAACCUCUUCAGCUCACCUUGAGAGGUACCGAGCAUCAACCCAUGGAUUCCGCUUUGGUAUUUUUAGAAUAAAAGUUUGUUUCAAAAAUUUUCAUUUUCAAAUAUUUCUUAUAAAAUUUCAAACAUGGCUUUACAGCCUAAACUUUCAGUUCGAGAUCUUGGUGUAGCUUUCUCAAAUAACCUUAAGUUCAAUGAUCAUAUAUCUGAAAUCUGCAGACGGUGUAAAUGUCGCAUAAAUGUUAUGUUUAACGUGUUUCGAUCCACUGAGCUUUCAUUGUAUUUAAAAAUGCUUUGAAGUGUAUAUUCGUCCUAUUAUUGAUUAUUGUUCUGUAGUCUAUGCUCCAAUUGACUCUCACAAUAUUUGUUUGAUUGAAGGUGUUCAGAAAAAGUUUCCUUUUUCCGAGCUUACCAUCGUUGCGGCUUGCCCUACCACUCUUAUUUCACUUGUUUAUCUGAAAAUAGUCUCAAAACUCUUGAGACAAGACGCCUCAUCUUUGACAUGUCUCUUGUUUAUAAAAUUGUACUUAGAGAAGUCCCCAUUGAUUUCGAUAGUCUCUUCUUUUUCCCCCGUGUCCGUGCGCUGCGUCGCCAUCGCUAUUAUUUACGUUCAAAUAUAAGACAUAAUAGUAACAUCGUUGCCUCGUUUUUUAGUAUCAGAAUAAUUAAUGUUUGGAACUCCCUUCCCGAUGUUGUAUUUGAUCUAUGUAAUGAUUCUAUGCGAUUCAAAAUCUAUUUAGAAAACAACCCUCAUCUUCUCGCUGACUUUCUUAAAAUAUCUUCUAACUUUUAAACGGUUUGUUGCUGUUUUUCAAUGUUUAAAUUUCCCUUUUUAAAAAUUGGUUCUGUUAGAGGUCUUUUCGGCCCUUGAACUGUAUUAUUAUUCGUAUUGAAUAAAUGAUGAUGAUGACAUGUUGCCGAUUGCUCUGCUUCGAGCGCAAAAGCUGUCGUCGAAAUCGAAGUAUUUUCCACGUCUAAUUUGAGGUAACAAAAUUUUCUUAGCUGGACUGUUUCAAAAUCCUUCAGAACUUUGAACAAGAACUCACCUUUCGAAUUCACGGAAAAUAGCCCCGAUUCAGACCUCAAAAUAAUCGUUGAGGGAAAGCGGCUCUACGCCAACAAAGCGGUUGAAAUCUCCAGUAAUCAAUAAUUUUUGAUUUUUGAAGAUUAUGAGAGUUUUCUCGUCUUACUUCUACGGCAUGUUGACCGCAACCAAAGAAGAGCAAACCGUUGAGUUGGAAAACGUUUCUUACGACGAAAUGAGCACACUUCUUCAGGCGGUGUAUCCGACCCCGCUGAAGAUCAAUGGUGAGAGUGGAAUCAGAGAUUUUCUGAAUUUUUCUGUGUUUUUUUUUGUGCCACGUUCAAAGCUAGUUUGACUCGCGCAGCUCCGUAUUUUCUCAAUUGUCGCAAAAAAAUAAAACGAAAGUUUUUACGCGUUAAAAAUAUACAAGCGUAUGAAGGAACUAUUCUGUUGCUGAAUGAAUCAUGUAGAAAGGAUUCUCGAGUCGAAAAAACUUGAAAAACGUCAUUUAUCAGAUUAACGAUAUAAAUUCACAGUCGGAGCCGCGAGACUCGCGUAGAUUCACGCGACAUAGGCCACGCGCCUCAACCGUUUUGAAACGCCGUGCGCAGCGGAACAGUUAUUUUUAUAUUCAAAUUUGUCUUAUCGAAUGGGCGGAGCCGACCAAUCACGCUGCGGUUGAAUUGAACUCGUGCCGAGAACCGCGUACGCACACGCUACGCGUCCUGUCUUUUUUCCUGCCUCUUAGGCUAGUCGAAAAAUUUUAUGAAGCCUUUUGCGAAGAAGUAUUUUCAUAAAUAAGGUUUUUUUUGGCGUUUUCCCCAUAUGGACCACUCUAGGAGGUUUAAGCGUUUUUUGAAUGAAAUUGAAAGAUCCCUUUAGGGACCACUUGAGCUUAUGGGUAAAGGGGUCAGAUCCGAAACCCCAUAGGAACAACCUUGAUUUUACCCCUAUGGGUAGGGGGCGCAAAGCCCCGCCCCUUCACGCCACCAAAAUGACGAUUUUUUUGUUGCAAAAACGGUUUUGAGGCGUUUAUACUGGCUAAAGUUCCACUUUAAAAAUAAACUGUCUCUGUUAAUCUAUGUAAUCGACAACGCUCUACAGGGCUGAAAAACUUUUAACCUAUGUAUUUUUCAAAAAUAAGCGAAAAAGUAAGAUUUAACACGAAAAAAACUGACAAGUUUCACAAAAUCGUCGCGUUUCUGAAAACCAAGUGAGGAACGCUUCUAAACUUUAAGUAUGUUAUACAUUAACACUUCCUUUAUUUUUUGAAUAAAAAUUUAAAAAAAUCUAACGACGCGAAAAAAAAAUCGAAGCUUGUAAAGUGACACCAAACUUUGAAGCUGAAAUGCGAAAAAAUUUCAGCGACAUGGUAUACUUUUUAUUUGAUUUAAAAACUCACAAUGUGCUCACAAACAAAAAUUCCAAAUAAUUAUUGGGACAGUGAAUCAAAUUAUAUUUGGAUUUUACCAAAACCUCCAUUUUUUUCGUCUGCCUCGUUGACGCAUGAGAGAAUAGGAUCGCGUCUAUACUUUUUGAUUAUGUUAUUGAGCGUUCAAAACUCUAUCAAUGAAAAAAUUAUGAAAAAAAUCAAACGACGCGAAAAAAAUAACGGCUUCGAAAACCUCGAAAAAAUGGCAAUUUUUUUUGAAAUUUUGGAAGAAUUCGUGCAAGCGUUCGUAGCUGUGUUUGCGUCAAACACACCGAUUCGCACUUUUAAAUGUUGCAGGAGCCGUUUUUUGGAGUCAAAUUACACAUUUUCCUGUUUUAUUUCGAAAUAACAUUAUUUUUCAUUUUUUCUUUUUCCAAACCAAAUGAUAAUAAUUUUUCUGAUUAGAAAAAAGAGAAUAAAGCUGAAAAUUCCUUCUGACCUUUUUUCUAAAUAGUUUUUUUGAUAUUUUAUCAAAAAUUCUUAUGAGGAUUGUACAAAAGAUUUAUGCCAAAACGUUAAGCUCAGUUCGGACAACCUCUCAGAACAGAAAACCGAUUCGAAAACGGUUCAGAAAUGCGCAAAAACAUUUAAAAAGAAAGCGUGCGGCAGCGGGUAAACCGUGAGAUUUUGCCUCCAGUUGUACGCCGCGGGCGCUCGUUUUUUGGCCAUAACUUUUUUCUUAGUGGAGCUUUUUUCAAAAACUAAACGGAUUAUGAAAAUGGACAGUCUCCUCUAUCGAACAGUGUAAAAAGCAUAUUUUUUGGAUCGUUUUGAAGAAAUGGCUUGCGGACCCUACCUAUGGGGGCUGUUUUUAACUUUAAAACCUAUAGGGACCACUCUGGAUUACCGAAGUAUAGAUUUGAACGCGGCAUUACAACUGACUCGUUUGGUUUCGAAAAGAUAUUCUCCUAUAAUAAAAUUCCCUAACAAUCCUUUCAUCACGAAAAGGUGUAUUUGAGAAUCGAACGUGGAAACUUUGUUGAAACUCGGCAAGCUCUACGGGAUUCCCUCGGUUUUGAUCAAAUGCGAUUGCUUCUUGCGUUCUCCGGAAGCUGCAGCAAUGGAUAGAAACGGACUGCUCCGUUGGGCUGUUUUCUACGAGCUCCCUGAUCUUCAGGUUCUACCGAAAAAAAAAUUUUUUCAAGUUGUAUUUUUGAGGGAUUUAUCCUUGAAUCAUUCGAUACGGCUGAGAAGAUUUUUGCGGUCCGCGACAGCCCCGUUUGGUCGACCUUGGGCCAUGAGGAAAAGGCGUCGCUUCUGGAAAGGAUGUUCAACCUCAACUGCAACAUUUCUGUUAACUUAAGCUUCCCUACUCUUUGA
Caenorhabditis auriculariae is the source of this 7058-nucleotide messenger RNA. Lineage: Eukaryota; Metazoa; Nematoda; Chromadorea; Rhabditida; Rhabditidae. The record is from the annotation of a GenBank genome assembly.